Penicillium chermesinum is the source of this 744-nucleotide messenger RNA. It is a transcript of the gene grpE, whose product is annotated as mitochondrial nucleotide exchange factor MGE1. Bases 1 to 744 code for a protein of 247 amino acids. NCBI's taxonomy places the organism in Eukaryota, Fungi, Ascomycota, Eurotiomycetes, Eurotiales, Aspergillaceae. Gene Ontology annotation, molecular function: protein homodimerization activity; protein-folding chaperone binding; adenyl-nucleotide exchange factor activity. Gene Ontology annotation, biological process: protein folding; protein import into mitochondrial matrix. The record is from RefSeq and is a predicted model, not a curated record. The transcript is spliced from 4 exons. Gene Ontology annotation, cellular component: PAM complex, Tim23 associated import motor.
AUGUUCCAGCGGACUCUUUUCAGACAAGCACAGGCUGUUCGCUCAGCCUUAGCUGCUUCUACCUCUACGGCUGCCGCGCCGCUGCCCUUGCGCCAGACAUCACGAUUGCAGACCCGGCUGCCCACAGCGGUCCCCCUUCUCCCGCUUUAUUCGACCGAAACCAAGGAGGCUACCCAGGAUGCUACCAAGGAUGCUUCCAAGGAAGGCGAGUCGGCUGAGUCAGAGGCCGAGGACCCUGUUCAGAAGGAGCUUGAGGCCAAAAACAAAGAAAUCAUUGAAUUGAAGGACAAAUACCUUCGCUCCGUCGCCGAAUUCCGUAACCUUCAGGAGCGUACCAAGCGUGAAAUGAACGAUGCCCGCAACUUCGCCAUUCAGCGGUUCGCGAAGGACCUCUUGGAGAGCAUUGAUAACCUCGACCGCGCACUCCUGGCUGUUCCCAAGGAGCAGCUCGAGGCUGCUCCUACUGAAGAGAACAAGGCCCUUCUUGACCUCGUUGCCGGUCUCAAAAUGACCGAGAACAUCCUCAUGCAGACUCUGCAGAAGCACGGUCUGGAGCGCUUUGACCCCAGCGAGAAGGUUGACGGCCAAGCCCAGAAGUUUGACCCCAACUUCCACGAGGCUACCUUCCAGGCUCCAUCCCCCGAUCUCGAGGAUGGUGACGUGAUGUACGUCCAGAGCAAGGGUUUCCGUCUUAACGGCCGUGUCGUUCGCGCUGCCAAGGUCGGUGUCGUCAAGAACACCUAA